Messenger RNA from Aethalodelphis obliquidens (Pacific white-sided dolphin), 2624 nucleotides. It is a transcript of the gene ACAD8, whose product is annotated as acyl-CoA dehydrogenase family member 8. NCBI's taxonomy places the organism in Eukaryota, Metazoa, Chordata, Mammalia, Artiodactyla, Delphinidae. The transcript is spliced from 11 exons. Gene Ontology annotation, molecular function: acyl-CoA dehydrogenase activity; flavin adenine dinucleotide binding. Gene Ontology annotation, cellular component: mitochondrion. The coding region runs from base 643 to 1872 and encodes 409 amino acids. Gene Ontology annotation, biological process: lipid metabolic process. The record is from RefSeq and is a predicted model, not a curated record.
GUGCAGGUUGCUGACCCUUCUGCAUGGUGGCUCCCAGGAUUCAUGGUCCUUUCAUUUCUAGAUUCUCUACACGGUUCCCAAAAGGUUGUGGUUUUUCACAGGAGCUUUGCUUAGGUUCUUCCCUUUUAGCUUCUGGCCUGUCUCUAGCUGAAAGUCUUAUCACCUUGCAAAACGGGAAAGAUAUUUCAGGCCCACAUGACCAGCUAGAUGGCCUGUCGCUCUGCUUUCCAAUUGAGUCCUACCUCAUUCUGCACAGUGUUUGAAAAAAAACAUAGAAAAUAAAUAGUGUUCGUGUCAUUCGGGGAACUGGCUCUUUAAAGAAAAGUUGUAAAGUAAUGACACUGUGAAUUGAGUGGUCACUAUUUCACGUAGGCUCGUGCAGAUAUCUUUCUCCUAAAGAGUAUCACCCUUGAUGAAAUACUGGAAUAGUAUAGUCUUUUACAAAAUGUUUAAGGUUCCAGAGAAACUUGUCCACUACCUGUCUCUUGGUAUUGCUCAGUCAGUUCAUUUCCUUAGCUUUUAAGUAGCUUAGACCUGGAAGUGAAGGAGUUACCCAAAGUCACAGCAUUAACAGUUAGGAAAGAAAAUAUUCUAAAAAUUGUGAAUCCAUUAGGUGAAGACGGAUUUAGGAAGGCCUUAGCCAUGUUUUCAACACUGGAAGACUCGUUAUCAUUGUUAUCAGUGACUGUCAAAUGCACAGCUUUGUUACAGGAUCUUUUCCUUAAUUUGGAAGCUUCUACGGGACUAAACGAAGAGCAGAAAGAGUUCCAGAAAGUGGCGUUCAACUUUGCUGCCCGGGAGAUGGCGCCAAACAUGGCAGAGUGGGACCAGAAGGAGCUGUUCCCAGUGGAUGUGAUGCGGAAGGCAGCCCAGCUGGGCUUUGGGGGGAUUUACGUACGAACAGAUGUAGGAGGGUCUGGACUGUCACGACUCGACACCUCUGUCAUCUUUGAAGCCUUGGCCACAGGCUGCACCAGCACCACAGCCUACAUAAGCAUCCACAACAUGUGUGCCUGGAUGAUUGAUACCUUUGGAAGUGAGGAACAGAGGCACAGGUUUUGCCCUCCACUCUGUACCAUGGAGAAGUUUGCUUCCUACUGCCUCACUGAACCAGGCAGUGGGAGUGAUGCCGCCUCCCUCUUGACCUCCGCCAAGCGACGAGGAGAUCAUUACGUGCUCAGUGGCUCCAAGGCCUUCAUCAGUGGUGGAGGCGAAGCAGACAUCUAUGUGGUCAUGUGCCGAACAGGAGGACCAGGCCCCAAAGGCAUCUCGUGCAUAGUUGUUGAGAAGGGGACCCCUGGCCUCAGCUUCGGCAAGAAGGAGAGAAAGGUGGGGUGGAACUCACAGCCGACCCGAGCAGUGAUCUUUGAAGACUGUGCUGUCCCUGUGGCCAACAGGAUCGGGGACGAGGGCCAGGGCUUCCUCAUUGCCAUGAGAGGACUGAACGGGGGGAGGAUCAAUGUCGCGUCCUGCUCUCUGGGCGCUGCUUAUGCUUCGGUCAUCCUCACCCGAGACCACCUCAAGGUCCGGAAGCAGUUUGGAGAGCCCCUGGCCAGUAACCAGUACCUGCAGUUCAAACUGGCAGAUAUGGUGGCCAGGCUGGUGGCCUCACGGCUGAUGAUCCGCAACGCAGCCGUGGCUCUGCAGGAGGAACGUGAGGAUGCGGUGGCCCUGUGCUCCAUGGCCAAGCUCUUCGCUACAGACGAAUGCUUUGCGAUCUGCAACCAGGCCCUGCAGAUGCACGGGGGCUACGGCUACCUGAAGGACUGCGCGGUCCAGCAGUACAUGCGGGACUCCAGGGUCCAUCAGAUCCUCGAAGGCAGCAACGAAGUGAUGCGGAUACUGAUCUCAAGAAGCCUGCUGCAGGAGUAGCCCCUGGACUGAGGCUCCGAUGGGAGGAUCAGUGUCGAGUGGUUCCAUGUGGACGGCACUGUCACAGUGAGUCCAGGAUGCGCUGGAAGGGCUGUGCUUGUCCAGGGCACCAUCACAGCGUCAGCUGGAGGGCGGCACCUGGAGGACGGCAGGAGCUGCCCUGGCUGGAACGUUACAAGAAGACGUGCCGCCUUGUUUUCCUGACGCAGAGGGUGACCAGUGAACACUGACCACGAAACCACUGUCCUUUCCUGGAUCCACAGUCUGCAUUUUGCUGGUUCACCAGAUUCCUCUUCUGGGAAUCUGGGUACUUCUGUUGAGGGUUUUUCCUGACUGUAAAGCAAAGGUGUGGGAAAGGAGAAAUGGAGAGAAAGCGUCUUCCUGUCUUUUUCUGUUCUUUGUGCCUCGGCUGAAGAUGCAGAAGGUUUCUGUGGGCUGCUCUUCCUUUGCAGCAACUCCUCCUCUGAAUGUAAAUCAUGAUGAAAUGAGUGUUUGGAAAUCCUUCUCCUAAGCUGAGAUUUAGGGCGUAUCUGCACUUCUGGACUAUCUGAAUAUCAAGGGCUGAGAUUAUUUGGAACUGUGAAUACUUGUUGUUUUAGAAGCAUGUGGUCUGGGAAUGGUAUUCAAAGUUCCUGUGACAUUUCCUUAUAAGUGCUUUGAGUAUACUUUUUUUCUGAGUUUUUGCUUUUUUGCUCCUCUUUUUAAAUGUUUUUAAUCACUACAUUAAUAAAUCUACCCCUCUCUGUACCAUU